AUGUUGGCUAUCGGAGACGUCAUUUUAAGAGCUUUUAACUUUGUAUUUUUAGCCAUUGUUCUUGGUUUAACUGGUUCAUUGGCCGCCACUACCGUAUACCAACACAAUCCUCAAAUUAACUUUGCUGUUUUCGCUGCAGCAUUUGGUCUUUUGACUUCAUCAAUUUAUGGUGUAUUUGCCUUUUUCAUUGAAGCAUUGGCAUGGCCAUUGAUUUUGUUCAUUUUUGACUUCUUGAACUUUGUUUUCACUUUUGCUGCUGCUUGUGCUAUUGCUGCUGGUAUUAGAGUACAUUCGUGUGGUAACCAAGAUUACCUUGAUUCUAACAAGAUCAACCAAGGUUCAAAGGGAAGAUGUAGAAAAGCGCAAGCUUCAACUGCAUUUUUGUACUUUUCCGCUUUUAUCUUUAUUGCUUCUGGUAUUUUCAGUGCUAUUGGUUUAUUCAAGGGUGGUUUGUUUGGUUCAAAAUACUCAAGAUCUGCACCAAGAACUGGUGUUCCAACCAUGUCACAAGUUUAA
This is a messenger RNA of Lodderomyces orthopsilosis Co 90-125, 516 nucleotides long. RefSeq names its product Nce102p (gene NCE102). The transcript has a single exon. The record is from RefSeq and is a predicted model, not a curated record. NCBI's taxonomy places the organism in Eukaryota, Fungi, Ascomycota, Pichiomycetes, Serinales, Debaryomycetaceae. Gene Ontology annotation, cellular component: plasma membrane; eisosome. Gene Ontology annotation, biological process: protein localization to plasma membrane; eisosome assembly. The coding region runs from base 1 to 516 and encodes 171 amino acids.